This is a messenger RNA of Cyprinus carpio (common carp), 3812 nucleotides long. Its product is annotated as coagulation factor XIII A chain-like. Lineage: Eukaryota; Metazoa; Chordata; Actinopteri; Cypriniformes; Cyprinidae. Gene Ontology annotation, molecular function: protein-glutamine gamma-glutamyltransferase activity. The record is from RefSeq and is a predicted model, not a curated record. Gene Ontology annotation, biological process: blood coagulation, fibrin clot formation; peptide cross-linking.
CUCCAGCGGAAGAGGAAGUCCUGAGCGUAUAUUAAUCAGCAUGGGGCUCCUCAUUGGAACAUCUGCCUGGAGCUUCUCAGCAGACCAUCUACUCUUCUACACAGACCGCAAACGUCGAGACAUCUUGUGUACAUCAUGUCACAUACAAUCUCUACCCCUGAGCCCUGGGGACCCCAGCGUGGCCGUUUGACCCUUGCCAGCUCAAACUCAGAUGAGGUUAACCCACCUGAGUAUGAGGCUUUUAAAGGCCCAUCACCAAGAGCACCCACAACACAAGCUCUCUCAGUACUGGGUGUUGAUAUGUAUGUGACAGACAACAAGAAAGCGCACAACACCAGCAAGUACAAGAACACCAACCUCAUUGUGCGCAGGAAUAAAGAAUUCAUCAUCAUCAUCAGGUUUGACCGACCCUUAAAUAACCAGCAGGACAAUGUGUAUUUGGAGUUCAUGAUUGGCAAUACACCCGAUGAAUACAAGGGUACCCAAAUCACUGUGUCCAUUGGAAAAGAGAAACGUGAUGGGAACUGGGAUGGUCGCGUGAUUGGCAUGCAAGGCACUGAAGUGACAGUGGGCAUAACACCUGACGCCAGCUGCAUUAUUGGCCGAUUCCGCACCUUUGUAGCAGUAGUGACUGAUUUUGGAAGACAGCGCACUCAGAGGAACCCAGACACUGAUUUCUAUGUGCUGUUCAAUCCUUGGGACCCUGAGGAUAUGGUGUAUAUGCCCAGAGAUACCGACAGACAGGAGUAUGUGAUGAAUGAUGUGGGGAUCAUCUACAAUGGAGAAUACAACAACAUAACCUCCCGUGCCUGGAACUUUGGGCAGUUUGAAAAGGGGGUUCUGGAUGCCUGUCUUUUGGUUCUGGAUGCUGGGAAAGUACCACUACUGUACCGUGGAAAUGCCAUCGAAGUUGUUCGGCAGGGAUCAGCCCUGAUUAACUCCCAGGAUGAUGAUGGUGUCCUGGUUGGCAGCUGGAGUGGUGAGUACUCCACUGGCACAGCACCCACUGCCUGGACAGGAAGUCCCGAAAUCCUGCUCAAAUAUGCCAGAGACGGAUGUGUGCCUGUGUGCUUUGCACAGUGCUGGGUGUUUGCCGGUGUGCUGAACACUUUCAUGCGCUGUCUCGGGAUCCCUGCACGAGUCAUCUCCAAUUACUGCUCUGCUCACGACAACACAGGCAACUUGAAGACUGACAUUAUACUGGAUGAAGAUGGGAGAGUGAACAGAAGCCGAACAAGAGAUUCAGUCUGGAACUACCACAGCUGGAAUGAGGUGCACAUGAAGAGGCCUGAUCUGCCUGAAAAGUUCUCUGGCUGGCAGGUGAUCGACUGCACCCCUCAGGAGACCAGUGAUGGUCUUUAUCGAUGUGGCCCAACGUCCGUCAAUGCCAUCAGAGAUGGAGAGCUCAGCUAUCCGUUUGAUGCAAGGUUUGUCUUUGCGGAGCUGAACAGUGAUGUGGUCUACCAUCAGUCUGAUAAGUAUGGAAACACAAAGAUCAUCUCUGUGGACACCACAUAUGUUGGAAAGCUCCUUAUCACCAAAAGUGUGAACAGUAAUGCUUAUGAGGACAUCACUUCUGCCUAUAAAUAUCCAGAAGGCAGUGACAAGGACAAGCAGGCCAUGCAGAUGGCAGAGCGUCGUGGUGUCCCUACCAGGGAUUACUCGACAAUUCCUGAAGCAGGUGUGGACAUCGAGCUCCAGGCUGACACCAUCAAAAUUGGUGACAACUUUAAGCUGACGCUGAACAUUAAGAACCAGACCAGCCAAACCUGCACCCUCAGUGCUGUCAUCACUGGCUGUGUGGUGUAUUACACGGGCAUCACCAGCUCAAUCUUUAAGCUUGACAACAAAGCUGCAACUGUAGAUCCCUGGAAAACCUCCAGCGUGAUGAUUGAUGUCACAGCUUCGGAGUACAUGCCCUACCGUGUGGAGCAGUCCAACCUACUCUUUGUGGUGUAUGGACGCAUUGAGGAAAACGGCAAGACCCUUUCGGCAAUGAGAGUUGUCACCCUCCUUCCUCCUGACCUCACUAUUAAGGUGACUGGGACACCCUGGGUCGGAAGGGAUUUCAUGGUCACUGUGUUGUUCAGAAAUCCCUUUAACUUCAUCCUGAAAAACAUUCAGCUCCGCCUAGAAAGCCCUGGUCUGAUAACAACCAAAAUGAAAACAUACGAUCAUAUUGCGCCUGGUGGAUCACUGCAAUAUACAGAGACGAUCACCCCUCAGUAUCCCGGGAAGAGUGUGCUGAUGGCAUGCCUGGACUGCGCUGCAGUGAGGCAGGUCACCAGUCAGCUGGAAAUCUUCGUGCAGUAACAGAUAACGGAUAGCCAGGAGUGAACCAGCGAGAAAAGAUAGAGAGAUAGAGGAGAAAGGAGGAAUCAGAAGCAUUAACCAUUACCAUUUUGUUGAAGUGAUUUGCGUUCUUCACAAAUGUUAUUGAAAUACAAGCUAAUGGGUUUUUUUCUUUACAAAACACCCACAUCUUCCAACACUGGAUUGUUAAAAAUAUAGACUGAUUUUUGAUUGGUACAAAAUUUUUGAUACCGAGGAAUACAAGUAUUUUAAGCAAAAUUUGGUAACUCAUUUAACUGUACAAAAUACACACAAACAUCAAACAUUAAAUAUCUAUGCAGCAUGCACGGUCUCCCUUAACAUGGAGGUCUGAUACGUUCUGAUUAGCAAAGUGUGGAUGCGAGAAAUAAUGAGUUUAUCAGGAGAAGUUGUAAAUUGGGAGUGGGAGGAAGAAUGGAAAAAACGGGAGAACCCCAUAAUAUCGGGAGCGUUGGCAGGUAUGCACUUGACGCAGAGUGUUUUUGUGGGUGUGCAAAAUUUUCAAUGUUCACAGGAAAAUAAGACCUACAUAAACCGGAAACAGCAACGAGAGAAGUACAUGUAAGGGUCCUCAUGCACACACAAAAGUCUGAGUGUGCGAGCAACUGAAAGCUAUUAAAUAUAAUAAAGGUCUAUUAAAAUUUAAGAAGAACAUGUAAAUGAUUUUCUAAAAUUACACAUGAAUCACUGUUGUUUUGGUUGGGUACCUUAAUUAACAUAACUGUAUUAAUAAGACUGUAUUAAUCAGAAAAUAUUGAUUAUUUUCUCUGCUAUUAUGCCACUGACUGUAUUUUACUAAUAUAAACUAACAAUAAACUUUCAACAUCAAAGCAUUUUUGAUGAUUUUAUUUGUUAUUUAUAUGCAAAUCUUCAUUAAGACAUCAACACCACCUGAAAAAAAUUUAAAUCACAUAAAGUGAAAUGCCAUUCGCAACCCAUUUUACUUCUAUAAUCGUCUGCAUUUCCCAGUGAAAUAGAAAGAACUCCUGACCAUGGAGUUGCUAGCACCAUCCUCUAAUUGAGCUACAUGAAUGUAGGUUAGACCUACUGUACAUACAGACCAGAGGUCUUCAUCCCUACACCUGGAGACCCACUGUCCAGCAUAGUUUAUUUCAAAGUAUUUCAACACACCUGCCUGUUAUGCCGGGGUUCACACUGCAUGAUUUUCAAAGUUGUCGGAUCGCUGCUAUUCCCACACUGCAUGACUGUUUGGGCUACCAUAUCUGCUGUUGUGUUCACACUACACAACACAUCAGCGACGGGGGGGUCACACAUUACAUAUCUCUUUAUUAGUAAGUAUCGCCGACAGCUCUGCCUUGUCUAUGUUUCACAAACAAACAUGACAACUGAAACGGGAAAUAACGCGAGAAUGGAUUUAUUCCUGUCAAAAAUGGUAGCUUGCAAAAAGCUUGCAAUCCAAGUUGUCUGUACACUGACUUGCGGUGAAUUUUUUUGUUAAAUAAAGAAGAAUAUGAAAGAGA